Molecule: messenger RNA, 1062 nt
Organism: Drosophila serrata
Lineage: Eukaryota; Metazoa; Arthropoda; Insecta; Diptera; Drosophilidae
Gene: Gr9a
Product: Gustatory receptor 9a
Biological process (GO): chemosensory behavior; male courtship behavior; sensory perception of taste
Cellular component (GO): dendrite; membrane; neuronal cell body
Source: RefSeq, a predicted model, not a curated record
AUGUCUCUGUGGUUGGAACGCUGCCUGACGGGUUACUUCCAGCUCAUGGGUUUGACCUGCGGCUGGAGUGGCUCCCGUUUGGGUCGGCUACUGAGUAGCAGUUUCCUGGUUCUCAUCAUGAUCGAAAGGUCAUGUGAAAUCCGGAGUUACUUCAGAGAGACAUUUACAGACAGUGAUGGCAACACAUCGGACACAUCGUACUUCUUCGCCAAUACCGUUCAAGGUGUCAAUGUGGGUUACAAAUUGGUUCAUUUACUAAUCGUUGGCAUGGCCUUAAUCGAGUGUCAGCGAAGUCGCCGCCUGUUGGAGCAACUGCCUCCGGUUAGGAUUACACCUUUUAUAUACAGGCAGAUCGUCCUGGAAACCCUCCUGAAUGGUUAUAUCCUAGGUCUGAAUAUUUACUUGUGCAAAGAUCGUCUGGGAAUGCUUCUCGAGUGCCUCCGUGUUGUGUACAGCAACCAGGCGGUGCGUGCUCGUUAUUUGCAAGUGCUUCUCCUAGUGGAUCGCCUUGACUUCCAGUUGGAGCAGCUGCUUCAAAGGAUGACCACCAAAGGACGAACUGUGGACUAUAAAUCCCUGCGAUGUGACUACGCUCGUUUGGCCAAGGUAACACGAUCCCUGUCACAGCUUUAUGGCCUCUCGCUCCUCCUGCUGAAUGUCCUGUGUCUGGGAGACUGCCUUAUAGCCUGCAAUGUGUACUUUAUGGUGGAAUAUCUGGAGGUGUUGACCGCCAGUUGGUUUGUCUUUGCCCAACCUGUGUAUAUUGUAGUGCCAACACUGAUCAAGAUCUGGACAUUGUGCGCCGCCUGUCAGCGAUGUGUGGGAAAGGCGAAAUACUUGCAGGCACAGCUAAGGGAUCGUCCCGGACAAUCGCCAGCGGAAAGGACUCAACUCGAAGAGUUUGUCCUGCAAAUUAUGCAGGAUCCUAUACAUUUCGAUGUCUGUGGAAUAUAUCAACUCAAUCUGCAGUCCUUAGCUGGGAUGUUCUUCUUUAUCCUGGAGGCUUUGGUAAUAUUCCUGCAGUUUGUGUCCCUUGUGGGGAAAAACCAAACCAUGGACUAA